ACGCAAGUAGCCGGUCAUCAUGUUUUGCUGAUCUUGUGAUCAUUGAAUUAAAUACAAUUGCGGACUUCGAUUUUUGUUAUUCAAGUAUCUUAGUCAGGUUCACCUUAACGUUCUUGUGGUGGUUUUCCGCGACGACACGAUCCUGUUGGAAGCACCGCGUCUCAGUAUUGAGCAAUGGAUUCUGCAGAGGAUCUGGUAUAUACCCCAGCCGAGAACAUUCCCCGCAUCGCGAGUGAGAAGAGGGCAUUCUUCAAUACCCACAAGACCAAGUCGAUUGAGUAUAGGCUUGUGCAGCUGCGAAAGCUGUACUGGGGCAUCAAGGACAAUGAAGAGGCAUUAAUCAAAGCCCUUCAGCAAGAUUUGGGCAAGCCGCCCUUCGAAGCGCUGAUCAUGGAAAUUGGCUGGUGCGCUGGCGAUGCCCUGUUUACUAGCAACAAGUUGAGAGAAUGGGCAAAGGAUGAAAAGGCACCGGAUAUCCCAUUGCUGAACGCGCCAUUGUGUCCGAAAAUCAGAAAGGUGCCUUUGGGAUCUGUCUUGAUCCUGGGAGCAUUCAAUUUUCCACUUCUGUUGAGUAUAGGACCACUUAUCGGCGCAAUUGCUGCUGGAAAUACUGCUGUGCUUAAGCCCAGCGAAAAUGCCCCGGCCACAGCAAUUGUGAUGGAAAGGAUUGUCUCCGGUUACCUCGACCCUUCCGCGUACACUGUGGUUCAGGGAGGCGUAGCUGAAUCAACAGUGCUCUUGGACCAAAAAUGGGACAAGAUAUUCUACACUGGUGGCGCUAGCGUUGCAAAGAUCAUCGCAAAGAAAGCUGCGGAAACCCUGACACCAGUCACUCUGGAGCUUGGCGGCAAAAAUCCAGCAAUUGUGACGAAGAAUGCAGAUAUAAGAAUUGCGGCGCGGCGGUUACUCUGGGGCAAGAUUGUCAAUGCCGGCCAAGUUUGCAUCUCUCAGAAUUACACACUCGUCGACAAAGAGGUUCUUCCCACGUUCAUUAGUGAACUCAAGGCUACUUAUGCGGAGUUCUUCCCGCAUGGUGUCAAGGCGUCUACCGACUAUGCGCGAAUCGUCAACGAGCGACACUUUCAGCGGAUCAAGGCCAUGCUCGACAAUACCAAAGGCAAGAUUCUCUUGGGAGGUGCAACGGACGAAUCGGAGAGAUUCAUUGAGCCCACAGUGGUUCAAGUGGAUGAUGUCAACGAUUCCUUGAUCACCGAGGAGAGCUUCGGUCCCUUAAUCCCGAUAUUGCCGGUCAACGACGUGGACGAGGCCAUUCGUAUUAUCAACCAGGUGCAGGACACGCCGCUGGGAUUGUACCCUUUCGGAACCAAGACGGAGACAGAAAAGAUACUCUUGGAAACUCGAUCUGGAGGAGCAUCUGUAAACGAUGCGUAUUUCCACGGCUCCAUCCCCACACUCGAAUUUGGCGGGGUCGGCGAAUCGGGACAGGGUUCGUACCGCGGGAAAGCUAGCUUCGACUGUUUCUCGCAUCGGCGGAGUAUUACGACAACUCCGACCUGGCUCGAGUCAGUGCUGAGCCUCCGGUAUCCGCCAUACGCGGGCAAGCUUGAGAAGUUAGCACUGCUCGGCGGUGAGCGUCCGAAUUUCGAUCGAGACGGACAAGUUCAGAUCAGUCUCCUUACGAGGAUUCUGGCUCUCGGUGCUAAGAGCUUGCAGGGAGGCAUUAUCAGGUACUUGUUGAUUAUCAUUGCGGCCGUUGCAGCAAAAAAGUACCUGAAUCAGACGGGAAAUUGAAAAGGCGGGGGCGGAAUGAUAUCCGAAGGAGCAGUUACGUCUGUUUUGUACACUGGCUCAAAUGCCCAACCCCUCGUAUUCUCUCAACGCUUUCUCACCAGAGUGUCCCGAGAAAGCUUUUACGUAUGUACUUUAUGAAUUGGAAAAACCAAGACUUGUGUGAUUUUGAUCCAAUUGGAAUUUCAUUAUUGAACGCAUGUCACUGAUGAAAAAGCAGACUGGCGUCCACGCU
Molecule: messenger RNA, 1984 nt
Organism: Xylona heveae TC161
Lineage: Eukaryota; Fungi; Ascomycota; Xylonomycetes; Xylonales; Xylonaceae
Product: aldehyde dehydrogenase
Exons: 6
Coding region: 175-1752 (525 amino acids)
Biological process (GO): aldehyde metabolic process
Cellular component (GO): cytoplasm
Molecular function (GO): aldehyde dehydrogenase (NAD+) activity
Source: RefSeq, a predicted model, not a curated record